GGGCAAUAGACUCGGAAAGCACUCUAAGCUCGGCCAUCCAGAUUGAGGGGAACCCUCAUAACAAAAGUAGCCUGGUGCGAGUUUCGACAACGUCGCAAGAGGGCGAGUGUAUGAUGAGAGCCACAGCAAUAGUGGUCAUAAGAGGUUGGCUGUUCUCCAGUGUCUCAGGCAGAGCAUCAGUCGUGGCAACCACAAAUGCUUGCAACUGUUUCCCUUGCCUAGCAAAAGCAUGUGGCCCUGAGUUAGAUCGGUAUCGAGGGCACUUGGUUAAGAGAGUGGCUCGCGAGGGUUGCUCACCAUCUUGGAGUCUUGUGAUCUUGCUUCGUGCUGGAGGGGGAUGGGCUGACUGUCAGUGCAUCGGGUGAACUUUCUGAUGCGUCGGCGUUUGGAUUCAUACGUUGUCCUCAGGGCUCUGUUCAACAAGUAGCAAGGAGAAACCCUACACUAUCCUUGUCAUACGAUGGCUGAUCGAUCGUUGGAAAAGCUCCAGGAAGUUGUAUUUACGACGAAUUUUUUAAAAUAAC
Cantharellus anzutake is the source of this 524-nucleotide messenger RNA. RefSeq lists its product as uncharacterized. Lineage: Eukaryota; Fungi; Basidiomycota; Agaricomycetes; Cantharellales; Hydnaceae. The record is from RefSeq and is a predicted model, not a curated record. The coding region runs from base 111 to 365 and encodes 84 amino acids. The transcript has 2 exons.